UCUGUAAGAAACACGGAGAUGUUAUGCUGCGUUCACGCCUUAUCGUUAUUACCGUAAUUUCGAGAUGACAACACGUGACGUCCUCGGACUCGGAGUUAUGUUUUUUUACGGCAACACUAUCAACGCCUAAACAGAGCCUGCGGUCAGUGCGGUGGUCAGGUGGUACAGCGGUCACGAGGCACAAGUCGUAGCUCUCAGAAAACUCCUGGUUCACAAAUUCUAAAUACGAGUUCUACGAGGACGUGAACGCUUUUUACAAGUUGGAAUCUCGUAAUUGCGGGAAUUCUAAUAUGGCAUGAAGUUAUGGCAUUUUAGUCCCGUCUGAAUUGGUAGCCUACAUGAAAAUCGCAGACGUCAGGUGAUCAGAAUCGAAACUCAAACUUAGUUUGGAAAACAAGUCCCGAAGACGGCAGCAUCUGUGUUUGUGUGAUUUUCGUGGUAAUAUUUGAAACCACUCAGAAAGUGAAAUUUAGUUUGCUGAAGCGCUCAAAUCGUGAAAAUGGAUUCAUUCUCUGUAAACGAAAUUUCUUGUCCGAUUUGCUGUGAAAUCUUCAAGGCUCCUGUUCUUCUGUCGUGUAGUCACAGUUUCUGUGAGGAGUGUCUUCAACACUUCUGGAGGACCAAGAACACUAGGGAGUGUCCUAUCUGCAGGAGAAGGUCCUCAAGAGAUGAUCCUCCAUGCAAUCUUGUGUUAAAAAACUUGUGUGAGUCGUUCCUGAAGGAGAGGAGAAAUAAGAGGCGUUUAUCAGGGUCUGAGGAGGCCUGCAGUUUACACAGUGAGAAAUUCAAGCUCUUCUGUCUGGAGGACAAACAGCCUGUGUGUUUAGUGUGCAGAGAUUCACAAAAACAUGUCAAUCACACAUUCAGACCCAUCAAUGAAGUAGUUUCAUCUCGUAAGGAGGAGCUGAAGUCCUUACAAGAUAAACUUAAAUGCAGAGAAAAAUUUAAAGAAGAUUGUGUGAAAACACUUCAGCACAUUCAGUCUCAAGCGGAGCACACAGAGCAUCAGAUUAAACUGGAGUUUGAGAAGCUUCAUCAGCUUCUCAGAGAUGAAGAACAAAUUGCAAUCACUGCGUUGAGGGAGGAACAGGAGCAGAAGAAUCAGAUGAUGCAGGAGAAGUUUGCAGAGAUCAACGAGCACAUCUCAGCUCUUUCACACACAAUCAGAGACUUGGAGAAGAUGUUGAAUGCCAACGAAGUCUUGUUUCUAAAGAACUUUCCAGACGCGAUGAAAAGAGUCCAGAGCGUACAGUCGGAUCCACAGCUGGCUUCUGGAGCUUUGAUUAAUGUGGCACAUUACUUGGGCAACCUGCCGUUCAGAGCCUGGAAGAAGAUGCAAGAUGUUGUCCAAAACACUCCUGUAAUUCUGGACCCGAACACGGCUCAUCCAGAUCUCCACUUGUCUGAUGAUUUGACCAGUCUUGUGUGCAGUGCUAACAGUCCAGCGCUUCCUGCUAAUCCAGAGAGAUUCGACGAGCAUUGCUGUGUUCUGGGUUCAGAGGGGUUUAACUCAGGAACACACUGCUGGGAUGUGGAUGUCAAAGAGAGCUCCUCCUGGAGUCUUGGAAUAACUAUGGCAUCAAACCAGAGGAAGGGAUAUGAUUUCUUUGACAGUGGUGUGUGGAGCGUGCAGCACAGACUGUUUGAAGAGUCUGGUCUUCCUGUCGUGCAAAAGCUGGAGCGGGUGAGAGUUCAGCUGGACUAUGACAGAGGAACGGUGUCCUUCUCUGAUCCUGUAAGUAACACAAAUCUAUACACGUUCACAACCACCUUCACUGAGACAGUCUUUCCAUUCUUUUAUAGCUUUUCUCAUCUGAGGAUCUUAUAGUUGAAGUGUUUGUAGAAGUUUUGUGUGGUGAUUUGGUAGAUUGGCUCCUCAAAGGAACUUAACUAGAUAAUUGUUUUCACUGCCUUUUUAGUAAUGUGUGUUUAUGUAUAUGUUGACAUAUAAUUAAAUAAAUGUCACAUUUCUAUCA
Onychostoma macrolepis is the source of this 1976-nucleotide messenger RNA. RefSeq names its product tripartite motif containing 35-39 (gene trim35-39). Gene Ontology annotation, molecular function: zinc ion binding; protein binding. The transcript is spliced from 6 exons. The record is from RefSeq and is a predicted model, not a curated record. Bases 500 to 1828 code for a protein of 442 amino acids. Lineage: Eukaryota; Metazoa; Chordata; Actinopteri; Cypriniformes; Cyprinidae.